This is a messenger RNA of Menidia menidia (Atlantic silverside), 3834 nucleotides long. Lineage: Eukaryota; Metazoa; Chordata; Actinopteri; Atheriniformes; Atherinopsidae. The record is from the annotation of a GenBank genome assembly.
AUGCCGUUCCGGCUCAAGCUGCGGCGCACACGGCGCUACAAUGUCCUGAGCAAGAACUACUUUGUGACACGGAUUCGCCUUUUGGACAGCAACGUGAUUGAGUGCACCCUGUCAGUGGAGAGCACGGGACAGGAAUGUCUGGAAGCUGUGGCCCAGAGGCUGGAGCUACGGGAGACCCAUUACUUCGGGCUUUGGUUCCAGGGGAAGACCCAGGCCCCAGCUCAGCGCUGGGUGGAACUAGAAAAGCCCCUCAAGAAGCAACUGGAUAAGUUCGGCAAUGAGCCGUUGCUGUUUUUUGGAGUCAUGUUCUAUGUUCCAAAUGUAUCCCGGUUGGAGCAAGAAGCCACCAGGUAUCAGUAUUACCUGCAGGUGAAGAAGGAGGUGCUGGAUGGACGCCUACAAUGCACUGAAGAGCAGGGGAUCAGACUUGCUGGGUUCGCAGUGCAAGCUGACUUUGGAGACUUCAAUCAUUACCCUUCUCAGGACUUCCUCAGGGAGUACGUGCUCUUCCCAGUGAACUGGCCAAAUGCAGAGGAAGUGCUGGAGGAGUGGACUCGGAAGGUUGCUGAGGAGCACAAGAGUCACUGUCGAAUGCAGGCCGCUGAGGCAGAACUGCUGUACAUCAAGGAGGUGGAAAAGCUGGAUGGUUUUGGCCAGGAGAGCUUUGCUGCAAAGGAUAACUACACAAAUGAUAUUUUCAUUGGUGUGUCUUUUAUUGGAGUGUUUGUCAAACACAGAAAUGGCAGAUCCAUCAUGCUCCACAAGUGGAAGGACAUUGGUACCAUAGCACACAACAAGGCAGCCAUCACAGUGGAGAUAACAAACAGAGACGACACCAUCGCUUUUCACAUGGAGGACAUGGAAAUGGCUAAGUACAUAGCUCGUCUUUUCACUUCCAGACACAAAUUCUACAAACAGAACAAGAUCUGUGCAGAGCCCACUCACUCACCUGCACCAAUCAGGAGGAGACCCACAUGGACCCACCGCCUAUCUCUGCCACGGCCUCAGUCCUGUAACUUCCAGUCGGUGCAUUCCCAGUAUGCGGACCAUUAUCAGGACACACAGAGCUCUCAAGACAGCAUCUUUCACGAGGACCCUUACUACAAGUCAGAGACCAGUCUGGACCGCUGUACGAAGGCCUUCCGAAAUGGAACCGUGCCCAAUGGAAGCAUGUACAGCAGCCCCAGCCUCAGCUCCCUCAAUCGCUCCCAGACUUUUGUCCCUCCGUCACCCAUGUCCUCCAACCUCAGCAUCCCUGGCAGUGAGAUCAUGCGUCCUGACUACAUACCCAGCCACCGCCACAGUGCCAUCAUCGCGCCAUCCUACCGGCCCACGCCGGAAUACGAUGCCGUCAUGCGGCAGAAACGAUGCAUGCUGCCCACUCACCAUGACCUCCAGAGCCAGUCUCUGCGCAGUCUGAACAUUAGCAACGCCUGUGCUUACCGCCAGCCUGAGCCUCUGGUGUACAGUCAGCCAGAGAUGAGGGAGAGAGGCCUGUAUCAUGUUCCCGGACCCAGCCCUGGGCCCUACACACCGCAGAUCAGUUACAGUAAGCCAGUGUCACAUGGACCCCAUCAAGGAGGGCCAGCCAGUAGCCAGGGCCCCUGUCAUUCCCCCUGUGUUAACGGAGGUGGAGGUCCUGAUGGAGGUGUUGGCAACUCCAUCUCACAUACUGUCAGCACACCCGAGCUGGCCAACACACAACAGCAGGGAACGAACAUGGGAAGUUACGCGGCCACAGCCAACAUGUUGAGAAACCACAUGUCGCGUCCCCCUCCGCCCUACCCCUCUAACUCCUUCCGCCCGGCCACCAGCACUCCGGACCUCGCCAGCCACCGCCACCGCUGCAUUGGAGGAAGCAGCCCGGAGCUGCUGCCCCGCAUGGUGCAGCUGCUGGUCAAGACCUUCCAGCCGGACAGCUCGGCAGUGGUGCACCAGUCCCUGCAGGAGGUCAGUGAACCUCUCACGGCAGCGGCCAAACACCGGUCCACUCUGGGCAAGAGACACAGUAUGGAGGUCAUCAGCAGCAUGAGAGGGGGAGGAGGGUUGGAGGGCCUGGCGAUGAAGGGCAUCAACGCUCCUCUUCAUCGGAGGAAUACUCUCAGAGAACAUGCCAUGCCAUCUCAGUCUCAGACGAUUUCCCAGCCCCAGCAAACCCCUCAGUUGCAACCUCAGCCGCCAGCCCAAGCACCGCCCCAGCAGCCAAAGGAGGUGCCCAUGCAGAAGCCCGCCCAGAAUGCGCCCGAGACCUCCGCUGCACAUCCUUCAGCAGUUGCGUACCAGCAUCAAAAGACUCUUUCCAAUGCCACAAUGCUUAUACACAGCAGUGAGAGUGAAGAGGAGGAAGAAGAGGAAGAGGAGAGGCCUGAGCUGGAUGUUCAGAUCCCAGGUCUCAACGAGGACAUUAGCAUCAGCGCUCAGCUCCAGGCUGCUCUGGCCAAACUUCCAAACAAACCUCCUCCAGAGUACCCUGGUCCGCCCAGACCUCACACCAACGCUCAGAUUCGCUCUCACAAUCACAACCACACUCACCACCACAACAACAAUCCAGGACAAGCGCAGUGCAACCAGGGACCAAUGGACCCCAAUCAAGUGCUCAAAACUGCCCAGGGCCAGGGUACUGGCACGCCUGGGGGUGGGACUCUGACCAGAGGGGAUCAGAGUGGGGUGAACGGGACAGUUUUAGGUCCAUCCAUUUCAGAACCAGACCUGACCAGUGUGAAGGAGAGGGUGAGGAAGGAGCCAGUCAAAGAGAGGCCGGUGUCAGAGAUGUUCUCUUUGGAGGACAGCAUAGUGGAGAGGGAAAUCGCUCAGAGGACACUGGAGCGACAGAAGAUGUCAGUGGACUCCAUGAAGAGACCUUUGAUGAUGGCUGCCCUCAACGGACUCUGUGUGGCCCGAAUGCCUGUCCCUGAGAGUCCAGCAGAGGAGGCCGGCAAGUCAGCUACAGACGAAAGGUGUAAGAGUUUGGAGUUAAAGCUGGAGGAAGAGCGGGUCUUCACCGAGUAUGAGCAGGUGCCUAAGAAGAGGGCCGAUUCGGUUCUCACAACAGCAACUCUGCCAGAAAACGCUGAGCGCAACCGUUUCCGUGACGUUGUCCCUUAUGAGGAGAAUCGAGUCGAGCUGGUACCCAACAAAGAGAACAACACAGGCUACAUCAAUGCCUCACAUAUCAAGGUUGUGAUUAGAGGGGAGGAGUGGCAUUACAUCGCUACCCAAGGCCCGCUUGCCAACACUUGCGCUGACUUCUGGCAGAUGGUCUGGGAGCAGGGGGUCAACGUCAUCGCCAUGGUUACUGCAGAGGAGGAGGGCGGCAGGUCCAAAAGUCACCGCUACUGGCCCAAACUGGGCUCUAAACACAACUCAGCCACUCAUGGCAAGUUCAAGGUGACCACCAAAUUCCGCACCGACUCUGGAUGUUACGCCACGACGGGGUUAAAGGUCAAACACCUGUUAUCUGGCCAGGAGAGGACAGUUUGGCACCUGCAGUACACUGACUGGCCUGAGCAGGGCUGUCCGGAAUAUGUUCCCGGAUUUCUCUCCUACUUGGAGGAGAUCCAGUCUGUGAGGAGACACACUAAUUCCAUGUUGGACACCUCUAAGAGCCUCAAUCCACCGGUGGUGGUGCACUGCAGUGCUGGGGUGGGUCGUACCGGUGUGGUCAUCCUGACUGAGCUCAUGAUCAGCUGCCUGGAGCACAAUGAGCCAGUGGAGGUUCCUACCAUGUUAUCAGAGCUGAGACAGCAGAGGAUGCUGGUGGUACAGACCAUCUCCCAGUACAAAUUUGUCUACCAGGUCCUCAUCCAGUUCCUCAAGAACUCCCGCCUCAUUUGA